Messenger RNA from Vollenhovia emeryi, 636 nucleotides. Its product is annotated as matrix metalloproteinase-27-like. The transcript has a single exon. Gene Ontology annotation, molecular function: metalloendopeptidase activity; zinc ion binding. The coding region runs from base 1 to 636 and encodes 211 amino acids. Gene Ontology annotation, cellular component: extracellular matrix. Lineage: Eukaryota; Metazoa; Arthropoda; Insecta; Hymenoptera; Formicidae. Gene Ontology annotation, biological process: collagen catabolic process; extracellular matrix organization; proteolysis. The record is from RefSeq and is a predicted model, not a curated record.
AUGGGUCCAUUGAACAAAUAUAAUUUGCUGUACGUGUUGACUCAUGAAAUCGGUCAUUCGUUAGGGUUAGAUCAUAAUCACAACACUACGUCGAUAAUGUAUGCAUACGUACCUGACAGUACUUUUCCUGUCACACUAAACAACGAGGACAUUAUAAACAUACAAAAUCUAUACGGCGCGACGGAUACCGACGUGUUACCGAAAACGACUCUCAGACCGCCACCACCGCCACCACCGCAGCCAACACCAAGCGUUCCACCGGAUCUGUGCGCCUUGAAACGUGUUGAUAUGAUAUUACUGUUGGAACAUCGAAUGUAUGUAGCGUACGGAAAACACAUAUGGGUGAUUGAUAUAGAUGGAAAGACCUACAGAGAACCUCUGCUGCUUUCAAACUACAUGCCAUUCAUUCAUUCACACUUCACGCGUAUUUCAACCGCGUAUCAAACUCCAUCCGAUCACUUGAUUCUAUUCGUUGACGAUAGAAUCUAUAAAGUGAACUACCCAGACUUCACGCUAGUACCAACUUGGCCGAGAACUCUCAAAGACUUUGGAAUUCCUAUGGAUGCAAAAAUAGACGUUGCCGUAAACACUAACAAAGGAAAGUCUUACGUGUUAUACAAUCACGAGACACGGUAG